This is a messenger RNA of Morone saxatilis (striped sea-bass), 4490 nucleotides long. It is a transcript of the gene xxylt1, whose product is annotated as xyloside xylosyltransferase 1. The record is from RefSeq and is a predicted model, not a curated record. The transcript is spliced from 5 exons. NCBI's taxonomy places the organism in Eukaryota, Metazoa, Chordata, Actinopteri, Moronidae. The coding region runs from base 549 to 1763 and encodes 404 amino acids. Gene Ontology annotation, molecular function: UDP-xylosyltransferase activity.
UAACGUUGCGUCACAGGAGUUCGUUGCUAGGCUGCUAGCUAGUGGCCUCCUGAAAUACUCAUUUUGUGUUUUUUCUCGAAGUCGCAGCGCCAUGCAAACACCGCAGUAGUUGGAGGAUGUUAAAUGUCUACAAGGAUGCGUCGGUGAUUUUAAACAACCAGUCAGCGGCGGACUUUGUGCUCGGGUUCAACAAACGUCGGAGGGAAACUCAACGACCCACAUCUAGGCGCAAAGUCGUCGCUUGCUAACUUAGCACCCCCCCCACGUUUUCAGGCAUGUCAACAGGUUGCUGCAGGGUUUAUUGGUUACUUUACAUGAACGAUAAGGGUGUCGUUAAAUGUCAGUGUUGCAGUAGUUCGUGUUGUGUUGCUUCAUAAAGAUGAGGCAGUAGCUCGGGGCAGUGUGAUGAGGAUGGACCUGCAGAGAUCAACGACAUGAGACAGGUAAAUGUUGGCAACAAUAUGAAACAUAACUAUGAACUAGAAGGACACGAAAUGGUGGAUGUUUUCCCGUGCACACCUCCAUUCUCAUGACGCCAACAAGGAGAUAUGGGCAUCCUAAGACUGGUAGCCAGAAUCAUGGGUAGGAUCAGUACUUUCAGGUCCUAUCAGUUUGUGCUUCUCCUGGCUGCUGCGCUUGCUGUGGUGGCUUUUUACUACUUUGGCUCGGAGAGGCAGAACUUCUCCAGCACCACGAAGAGGAUCAAGCAGACCCAGGCCAGCCACAACACCAACAGAAACGAUGCCGACCUAACUGUGGACACCGCGCUCUCGCACCCAGCUGGAUCUGAGGAGCGAGGAGGGGAAGAGCUGGAUGUAGGCGGAGAGAGCGAGGGAUUGAGGUCCACCACGGGGAACGGUGAUGCCGGUGACCAUCGCUACCACGCGCUCAUGAUGUUCACCAAGGUGGACAAGAGCCGGAGCCUGCAGGACAAGUUCAGGGUGGCCAUGUUGUCUAUGGUUCAGCACGGACGCUUCCUGGAAGGAGAGGUGUUGGUCCUUCAUUUUGUGAGCGACGAGGCCAGCAAAGAACUGGGAGAGAGGAUGCUGCAGGAAUUCCUCCUUGAUGCAACGUUCAAGUACGAGGUGUCGUUCCAUGACGUGGCGGCUCUCACACAGAAGCUGUUCCCUAUCGUGGAGGCCAUGCAGAAGCACUUCAGCGCUGGCUCUGGGGCUUACUACAGCGACGCCAUCUUCUUCCUGUCUGUUGCCAUGCAUCACAUCAUGCCUGAAAGUCUGACACGCAUAGUACAGCUUGACCUGGACCUGAAAUACAGGACCAACAUCAGGGACCUUUUCCAAGAAUUUGACCGGUUUCCUCCAGGAGCCGUCAUAGGCAUCAGCAGAGAGAUGCAGCCAGUCUACAGACACACGUUCUGGCAGUAUCGUAAGGAGAACCCUCAGACCAGAGUUGGUGAACCUGCUCCUGAUGGCCUCCCAGGCUUCAACAGUGGUGUUAUGUUAUUGGACCUUGGUGCUAUGAGGGCCUCAGCUCUCUACAACCAACUGUUGGAGCCUAGCAAUGUGGCCAAACUAGCAGACCAGUAUCGCUUCAGGGGCCACCUGGGUGACCAGGACUUCUUCACCAUGAUCGGCAUGGAGCAUCCGGAGCUGUUUUAUUCCCUAGCCUGUGGCUGGAACCGGCAGCUGUGCACCUGGUGGAGGGACCACGGAUACGGAGAAGUGUUUCAGUUGUAUUAUCGAUGUGGUGGACCCAUCUAUAUCUACCAUGGGAACUGUAACUCCCCUAUACCCGAUGACUGAUGUAUUUGCUGGACCGAUGCUGGAACUAAAAAGGAGUCUAUGACAUCUACAAUGCAGUUAAAGAGAAUUUGUCCUGCUUUGUCGGAGGGAGGAUUGUGACUUUCUUUCUUGACCACUAUACCGACCAUGUAGUCAGAGACUCUGCCCCCUGCUGGUCAAGGGGCUGCUGAAGGGACCAGCUAUACAAAGUUCCUACAAAUGUGGUGCUCAUCUGUGUCAUUAUAGGCGUGUUUCUUCAGGUACUGAGAUGAUUAAAAGAAGAAAUAUGAUCUCUGAAAUUCAGUGUGAGUGACAGAUCCAUCAAUUUGAAUACCUUACAGUAGAAAUAUCCUGUGCACGUUACUAAGUGAUCUACCAGGAACCUGUAUUCGAUUGGCCAUCCCUGCUGGAUGAUGCAUUGUGUUGCAGGAAAAGUUCAACUUUUUUGCAGGUGCCCUCUGCGUCUUGAGGGGGCUAAUGUCAGUAUGAAUUUAUCCUAAUGCACACCCUCAAGGUCAGUGUCAAGUAAUUUGUCUUUUUAAAUUUGUUUUGAGGAAAAUCCAAAAGACCACUAUCCCUUACACAAAGCGGUGCAAGGAAACCAUGUCGUUAACAAAUGUUACUGCAAUAACCUUAGGGUCAGCAAACGUGUUAAGUAGCAUCUAUAAACAAGGAGUCUCGUACCUUUUUCCACUUCCCUCGUUCUGCUCAGUCUGUGUCCAGCACCUCAAGCUUUACAUCAAGUUCACCUAGCGUCACCUUAUCUUCCUACAACACCUCACCGGGUGAGAGCCAAUCUGGUGCUGUUCACCUCUGUGGCUUGUAGAAGAUCGAACCGGGUUUCUUUGUUGGGCCCCCUCUUUCCGGAGCCACGUGGGUGCAGGGCACAACACACUGCCACAGUUCCUUUCAAAUACAUCUUUCUGCAGAUAGGAAGACAGGGGGAGGGGGAAUCACAUCAGAGGGUGGAAGAGGCGUCGAAGAGAUAGCGGUUAACAAUGAUGGCACUGAUGGCUGUUGUUCGUGCCCUGCAUCUGCAGUUUAGCUGAGGCCAAACACACGUUUCAGAAGGAGUGAAGUACCCGGGAACGUGACUGCAGACACUGACCCACUUUUGAGUUUUCUCGCUGUGCUCACCGAACUGAGACUCGGAUUAAAAGAAAUGUCAGCACUCAAUAUUCAUCAGACAGGAAUCUGUUUGAGGUGAUGCACACUUUAACACACACACACGCAGUGAGAGUGAGGCAGCUGAAUGCCCUGGACCAUCAAUGGAGUCAAUGGAAAGGCUACUGAAGACACUUGAGAAUUAACAUUAUUCCAAAUCGAUACACUUCCCUUGAACUCUCCCUGAAGCUGAUCAAUAUUUUACCAGCCUCUUUCAGAGCACAACUUUUUAUUCUCUAUAGCUCUGAUUGCACUUUACAACUUAACUAAAACAAAUGCUUCAUCAUCAAGGAUUUUGUUGACCGGACAUUGGUUUGAUUUAUUUUACUGAAUUAAUUAUUAUUUGAUCUUUUAAAGAGCAUACCAAUGGUUUUGUACACUUUGGCCCCUUAAAUAUAAAUUUAUAUCUGUAGUUUUUGAUUGAUUUACUAAUCUUUAGGCUGCAAUAUAUUCCCAUUUCUUUCAAUGGAUUAUGAAAACUCCAGAGACUAUAAAUUGCUUGAGAUUGGUAAUUCAUCACAGUGAUAACUUCUUUGUUUUUUGUUUUUUGUCAGUACAUAAUUAUGUAACCUUGCGGUGUCAAGUGGGACUUUUAAAAAUUCUUCAUUAAAGGAUACUUCAGUGUCCCAGAUAAUUACCUGCUGAACAGAACAUUGCUUGUUAAUCAUGUUGAAAAAUCAAACCCAGAAGUAAAAACAAUAUGCAGACACGGGCACUGAGAUAAGUGAGAUAAGGAAUAAUAAACUCAAUAAUUCCUUCCAUGAAAUCUUUCUGUUAAGUUUUCUGGAAAUACCUAUGUGAUUUGUUAAUAAUAUGGAAAAUAAUAAAUAAAUAAUUGAAAGAGCUGCUCUAUUUAAAUCAAAGUAAAUAUUCAUUCAUUGUUCAUUUAGCUUUGGAAAGUUUAUUCUUUAUGUAUGUUGAAUUGUAUACUUGCCUGUAGAUAUAUUUCCCAUGUUUGCAUAUUCAGCUGUGCACUGACUAAAAGACUCUUUGGUUUAUCAGACAACAAAAAUAUAUUCCAUAUUUUCAUCUGCUGAAGCAACAUGCCAAACGCUUAGUUCGCUCCUUUUUGUUUUUAAUGUAAUAAAAUGGUGUCAAUCCUAAUGUCCUGGUGUGCGCUGGAAUGUGUCUGGUUUACUUUGGUUUGCUCUGAACUGGCUGGCACCCAGAAGAGAAGCACUGCUGUGCAUGCGGUACUUUCUACUUUUCUACACUCUGGGUUAUGCUAACAAUUAAUAAGUAUUAUUAAUUGUGUGUACCAAUUUAACACUUUCUGUAUUUUCCUUAUAAUACUAUCAAAUUACAUCCCUGUAGUUCUUUGCAAGAACCUGUUUUGAAAUGAUUAGUAAAAAUACUUACUUUACCACAAACACGCUGUGUAUAACAUGGGGUGUUGAAAAUAGCUGGAGAUUAAAGAUGGUGUAUAGUGAGAAUGAUCUGGUUUAACUUGAUAAAUGUGAUAAUGGUAGUAGCCCAACAAUGGCUGUUCUGUGUCAUUAAAUUGUGCAAUUAUAAUUUAAAGAGCUAACAGAUGUUUGCCAUUAAAUGUUUAAUAAAUGUUUCAUAUCUCACUUAGAAACCACU